Molecule: messenger RNA, 696 nt
Organism: Acanthisitta chloris (rifleman)
Lineage: Eukaryota; Metazoa; Chordata; Aves; Passeriformes; Acanthisittidae
Exons: 4
Coding region: 1-696 (231 amino acids)
Cellular component (GO): intermediate filament
Molecular function (GO): structural constituent of cytoskeleton
Source: RefSeq, a predicted model, not a curated record
AUGUCCUGCUACGACCUGUGCCGUCCCUGUGGCCCAACCCCUCUGGCCAACAGCUGCAACGAGCCCUGUGUCCGACAGUGCCAGGACUCCAGGGUGGUGAUCCAGCCUUCUCCUGUGGUGGUGACUCUGCCUGGUCCCAUCCUCAGCUCCUUCCCCCAGAACACUGCUGUGGGAUCCACCACCUCUGCUGCUGUUGGAAGCAUCCUGAGUGAGGAGGGAGUGCCCAUCAACUCCGGGGGCUUUGGCCUCUCUGGGCUCGGUGGUCGCUACUGUGGCAGGGGGGGGCCGGUUCACUGCAACGAGCCCUGUGUCCGGCAGUGCCAGGACUCCACGGUGGUCAUCCAACCCUCGCCCGUGGUGGUGACCCUGCCUGGCCCCAUCCUCAGCUCCUUCCCCCAAAACACCACCGUGGGAUCCUCAGCCUCUGCAGCUACUUCCCUCUGUCCUACAGAUAUGUCUUCCUACGACCUGUGUUGUCCCACCUCCUGUGGCCCAACCCCUCUGGCCAACAGCUGCAACGAGCCCUGUGUCCGACAGUGCCAGGACUCCACCACCCUCAGCUCUGAGGGGGUGCCCAUCAACUCUGGCAACUCCUCAGGGUUUGGCAGCUUUGGCUACCCAGGCCUGGGCAGUGGGUACAGUCGGCCCAACCGGCGCUACAGCUCCUACCGCAGCGGCUUCGGAGAGCCCUGCUAG